Molecule: messenger RNA, 1686 nt
Organism: Cucumis melo (muskmelon)
Lineage: Eukaryota; Viridiplantae; Streptophyta; Magnoliopsida; Cucurbitales; Cucurbitaceae
Product: tryptophan--tRNA ligase, cytoplasmic
Exons: 12
Coding region: 124-1341 (405 amino acids)
Biological process (GO): tryptophanyl-tRNA aminoacylation
Cellular component (GO): cytoplasm
Molecular function (GO): tryptophan-tRNA ligase activity; ATP binding
Source: RefSeq, a predicted model, not a curated record
ACUUCCAAACUCAGUGGGCGCCCGCCCCCUUGCUUUUCAGGGGAGCAUGAGAAGAGAAAUUUACUAGGGCCACAACAAUUAACAUUCUAGAACAAGGCGGCGGCGGCGACGGCGACGGCGUUCAUGGACAAGGCAGAGGCGGACCGGAAGGUGGAGGAAUCUGUGGAAGAAGAUGAUCAGGUGGUAAAUCCUUGGCAAGUUUCGGCUAAAGAUGGAGGUAAAAUCGACUACGACAAGCUAAUUGACAAAUUCGGAUGCCAGAGGCUCCAGCCGUCUCUCGUCGACCGAGUUCAGCGGCUAACUUCUCGUCCUCCCCAUGUCUUUCUCCGCCGUGGUGUCUUCUUUGCCCAUCGGGACUUUGACGAAAUUUUGAAUGCGUACGAGAGAGGAGAGAAGUUCUACUUGUAUACAGGAAGAGGACCUUCUUCUGAAGCAUUACAUUUGGGACAUCUGGUUCCUUUUAUGUUUACCAAAUAUUUGCAAGAUGCAUUUAAGGUGCCCCUUGUGAUACAACUCACUGACGAUGAGAAAUGCAUGUGGAAAAAUCUCUCUGUGGAAGAGAGCCAGAGACUUGCUCGUGAGAAUGCAAAAGACAUCAUUGCUUGUGGUUUUGAUAUUUCAAAAACCUUUAUCUUCUCUGAUUUUGAUUACGUUGGUGGUGCUUUCUAUAAAAACAUGGUGAAAGUUGCCAAAUGUGUUACAUACAAUAAGGUUGUGGGUAUUUUCGGGUUUACUGGUGAAGAUCAUAUUGGAAAAGUUAGUUUUCCACCAGUGCAGGCAGUUCCUUCAUUUCCGAGUUCAUUCCCACAUCUUUUCUCUGGCAAGGAUGAUCUUCGGUGCUUAAUACCUUGUGCUAUUGAUCAGGAUCCUUAUUUUCGAAUGACAAGGGAUGUAGCUCCUCGCUUAGGAUAUCAUAAACCUGCAUUGAUUGAAUCUUCCUUCUUUCCUGCUCUGCAGGGGGAGACAGGGAAGAUGUCCGCAAGUGACCCUAAUUCUGCCAUAUAUGUGACUGAUUCUGCGAAGGACAUAAAAAACAAGAUCAACAAAUAUGCAUUCUCCGGUGGACAAGAUUCUAUAGAGAAGCAUAGAUUAUAUGGCGCAAAUCUCGAGGUGGAUAUACCAAUCAAAUAUUUGAAUUUUUUCCUGGACGAUGAUGCUGAACUUGAACGUAUAACAAAGGAGUAUGGUGCUGGACGCAUGCUAACAGGUGAGGUGAAGCAACGCCUCAUUCAAGUACUAACUGAAAUGGUAGAAAGACAUCGUAGAGCUCGUGCUGCUGUGACAGAUGAGAUGGUUGAUGCUUUUAUGGCAGUCAGACCACUUCCAAAUAUGUUCGACUGAAGAACUCAUUCAUUGAACCACUAUUUACCGUUUAAAUCAAGAGGCCAGGAUUGGAUGCGACACGGUCGUGCCUCGUCUCUCUCAUCAGAUCAUUUAUGAAUCUGAGGGUUUUCUUUCUUCCUUACAACAUUAACUUUCUAGAACCUAUAUUUAUCCAAAUUUUGUAUUAUUAGGGAAAGACAUUCCUUUUUGGCAGUAAAUCUUUGUAGGUGUUCCGAGGAGCAAUGGACUUUUUUCUUUCUUGGUAUCGAGAAUUGGGCAAGAGUUUGUUUGAUUUCUGCUAAAGAAAAAGUACACUAUAAAUUAAAGAUUCUAUAUAAUGACAUUAUUGAGUUUUCCUUUUGA